AUGCGAGCCGACUUGUCCGCCCCUAGCUCAGUUGCCUUUCAUGAGCUUGCAAGCAGCGAGGAGCUCAGAUUAGAGCCUGAUAUCAGCCUAAGUAUUGCUCGACAGGAUAUUUUGACCAUUUCUGAUGUUUUAAAAUCCCUUCCCGCUCAACCCACUUGCGACAUGUUACUUUCUCAAUACUUUAAUUCCCGAUAUAUGGUCUUGGGGAUCGUGCAUUAUGGAAAGUUUCGCAUUGAAUACGAGAAUUUCUGGAAACACCCCCAAAACGCUUCACUUGGCUGGCUUGCCCUCCUCUAUGCCAUAAUGAGCAUGUCGACGAUCUUAAACAGCAAAACAAAAGCCCCAACCGCCCCCAGUCAACAAUCAAUGGUCUCCACGAAAGCAUUACAGCAGAUGGCGGCCCAGUGCCUCGUCUUGGGCGGAUAUGCAACUGCGAAGGAAUAUGCGUUGGAAGCAUUACUUCUGUACCUUCAAAGCCGAUUCAUAACACAAACAAACUCCAAUGCACAACUGUGGCUCGAGCUUGGAACUCUCAUUCGACUUGCGUUUCGAAUGGCCUACCAUCGCGACCCUAGCCAGUUGACAGAUAUGCCCGAAUUUGAAGGUGAAAUGCGCCGCCGUGUCUGGUUACAUGUCUUUCAGAUUGACGCCCUGGCUUCUUUCCAUAUGGGUCUUCCGAGCAUGAUUCCCACGGAAUAUUGUGACUCGCAAGUUCCAAGGAAUUUAUAUGAUACAGAUCUGUAUGUGGGCAUGGAGAGCCUGCCUCCUUCGCGUCCACACACAGAAUUGACUCCGAUACUCUAUGGGGUGGCCAAGGCUGACGUCAUGGGCGUCUUCAAGAAGAUUGUCGCUCACACACAAUCUCUUGCUUCUCCCGGAUAUGACGAGACGCUUGCUCUAGAUCGCGAAAUGAAGGAAACGUACGAAAGAACUCCAGAUGUCCUACGCCGGAGAGAUGUCUGUCAAUCUUUCAUGGACUCAUCCGAUAUAAUUUUGGAGCGCUGUACCAUCGAACUGCUAUAUCUGAAGGGUAUUGUGGUACUUCAUCGGCGCUACAUUCGACACGAACCUGAGAAUCCAACGUACGAACUCUCGCGCCGUUUCUGCUUAGAAGCAGCUCUCGAGAUUCUUGCCCGCCAAGCAGAUAUACACCAGGCGACCCUCCCCGGCGGGCGCCUGCACGAGGAUCGGUGGAUGGUCACUUCUCUGACCGUGCAGGAUUUUCUCCUAGCCGCUAUGGUGGUUUGUCUUGAUCUUUCUGUGAGGAUGGAGACUCUCCAAGAAGAAGAUGAUCAGAGCUUUCCGUCUAGAAAGCUGCAUGCACUCCAAGUUUCGCAGAAGAUAUGGUCAGCAAAUGGGAGCUUUCCUCCUCAAUCACGCCUAGCCUCGCUAGCCCUAGAUUGGAUGAUCCAAAAGGUGAAAAAGGUGAAGGUAAAUCCCCCUACUGAAAGUCCUCACGUCCCAGAUACAGACAUGUAUUCUUUUCCUGGGACUGAGUUGCCAUAUAUUGAGACUGUGUCUGAUAUGAUCGAUGGCACGGAAGCUCUGGAUUGGUCUUUCAUAGACCAAUUUUUGCAGAGUCCGGGGGUGAACUCGCCUUGA
Molecule: messenger RNA, 1602 nt
Organism: Penicillium lagena
Lineage: Eukaryota; Fungi; Ascomycota; Eurotiomycetes; Eurotiales; Aspergillaceae
Product: fungal specific transcription factor domain-containing protein
Exons: 4
Coding region: 1-1602 (533 amino acids)
Biological process (GO): DNA-templated transcription
Cellular component (GO): nucleus
Molecular function (GO): DNA binding; zinc ion binding
Source: RefSeq, a predicted model, not a curated record